This is a messenger RNA of Oldenlandia corymbosa var. corymbosa, 1790 nucleotides long. The record is from the annotation of a GenBank genome assembly. NCBI's taxonomy places the organism in Eukaryota, Viridiplantae, Streptophyta, Magnoliopsida, Gentianales, Rubiaceae.
UGCAAAGGUCGGUUGGAAUUGGCGGGAUUAAAUAGCUGGAUCCUUCCAUGAGCACGUGCAGCAAGAGAACCUUCCAGAUGCAAGUGUGCUGCCGCAUUCAGUUCUGAUGCCAUGUAUGCAGGUUCAGGCGUCUUCUGUGCUGCUCCUGAUGUGGAAGAAUCAGAAGAUUCUGGAUAUUGUAACAGUUUGGAUAAAGAAGCUUUGAUUUUGUUCCGAGUUUUUGUUUUCUCUGUCUUUAUUUUGUUGGGUUGUGAUGAGAAUCAUCUCUGGUUGUAAUCGAGGCUAGAAUACACGAGAUCUCUUUUAUUCCGAGAAUUGAGAGCUUUGCACAGCAACUGCUUGGCAAAAGUUCUCCGAGAGAGUUUCUACCUGCUGCUAGUUAUUUUUUGCUGCUUUUUUCCUUGAGCUUGAAAUUUCUAAUAUUGAUGGAUUCGUCGGCCCGUCGAAUGCGUCUGGAUUGGUCGGGCCUUAUACCCGAUCUGUUGGUGAACAUAGCUAAACACAUACCGUUGAUGGAAGAUUUCGUGGCGUUUAGAGGGGUGUGCACUUCGUGGCGAGCUGUCGCUACCAAAGAUGUAAUUGUUCCUUCAAGAGUUCCCCUGCUUAUGUUGGCAGACAAACAAGAGGAAAACAUUGCUGAAUCCGAACGCGAAUUUUACAGCCUAUCGAAAAGAAAGAUUUUUAUGAGACUUUUCCUCCCGGAAACAAAGGUAAAUGUUGUGUGGAUGCAAGGUUCGGAUGGUUGUUAAUGCUGACAGAGUCAGGAGACGCCACUUUGUUGAACCCAUUCUGCCAAGCACAGAUUCAACUCCCCAAUUUCAAAAGAUUUAGUGAGUAUAAUACUAAUAGGAUUUGCCCUGAUUAUACUUAUAUAACGAAAGCAGUAUUGUCAGAUAGUCCAUCUGGGUCGUAUUUACAUUAAUGGUCAUUCAUGGUGGUCGGAGCUUUCUGGGAUUUUGGAAGCCGGGCGAUGCGAACUGGACCAACAUAGAAUCUUAUGAUGGCGCAUUCUGUGACGUCAGUUACCACAACGAAAAGUUUUAUGCUAUAAAUACUCAAGGCCAAGUUUGGGUUUGGGAUGAUAAGCGGCCAGCAAGCCAGCUCAGGGUUGCACACUUUCUGUUUUCCGUGGAUGAACAGUUGGUCAGCUGUAGAAUCCCAUAUUUAGUGGAAAGGGUUGAUGGCUUACUGCUGGUUACACGCCGUGUUAAUAGAGGUUAUGGGAAUUAUAAGACCAAGAAUUUCAAAAUGUGCCAAUUAGAUAUUGCGAAACUCAGCUCAAAGAGGAUUACUAGUUUGGGUGGAGAUGCAAUAUUUGUUGGGGAUAGUGCUGCUAUUUCUGUUCCAGCAACUGAGUUGGAAAGAAGUGGAAUUAUGGGGAACCGUAUAUAUUUCACGGAUGAUAGUUGGGAGGAAUUUUUUGAUGGAGGAAGGACAGGGAGAGGUGGCGGGGAGGAUAUGGGGAUUUAUAAUGUUGAAGAUAGAACUAUUGAAAGCUUCCGUGGCUGUGAUGAAUCCCUUAGCAUCCUCUGCCCGCCCGUAUGGAUUGUUCCAUCUUUCUGAUUCUAGAGUUCGGACGAGUUUCAUGUAAACUUGUGAGAAAAAUUUUACUCUGUUGAGUUCUAGUCUUUUUUAUUAUUAUUUUUUUAAUAAUUUCGUAGCUCUUGCGAAUUUCUAUCGUAAUUUUCUUAUUUUGCUAUAUUUAUGGUCAGGAAAUUCCAUUUCGAGUUGUAUAUAUGUAUCAGGUGGAUUACAUUUUGUUUAUUCAACUAUGAUAUCAUAGUCUGACA